Tupaia belangeri chinensis (Chinese tree shrew) is the source of this 3024-nucleotide messenger RNA. It is a transcript of the gene MEF2D, whose product is annotated as myocyte enhancer factor 2D. The transcript has 13 exons. The record is from RefSeq and is a predicted model, not a curated record. Gene Ontology annotation, molecular function: histone deacetylase binding; RNA polymerase II cis-regulatory region sequence-specific DNA binding; DNA-binding transcription factor activity, RNA polymerase II-specific. Lineage: Eukaryota; Metazoa; Chordata; Mammalia; Scandentia; Tupaiidae. Gene Ontology annotation, biological process: heart development; cell differentiation; positive regulation of transcription by RNA polymerase II. Bases 256 to 1683 code for a protein of 475 amino acids.
GCCGGCCUCAUUUAUUAUUCCCCCCUCCCGGAGCUGUGGCCUCCCGGUGUUGAAGAUCCCCCGGACGAGGGGCGAGGACUACCCCCUCCCUGCCGUGACACCCCCGAUCCCCCAGCGGGGCUGGAGGCCGUGCAGAAGGUGUGCUGUGGACCAUGAACUGAGUGCUGGUCCCCAUCUGUUCAUGAGCACAGUCUAAGGUGUGCCGAGACCGCCACCCAGCGAGCCCUCCCCCAGCACCGACCACCCCCGGAGAAGAUGGGGAGGAAAAAGAUUCAGAUCCAGCGAAUUACUGAUGAGCGGAACCGGCAGGUGACGUUCACCAAGCGGAAGUUCGGGCUGAUGAAGAAAGCCUACGAGCUGAGCGUGCUGUGCGACUGCGAGAUCGCGCUCAUCAUCUUCAACCACUCCAACAAGCUGUUCCAGUACGCCAGCACCGACAUGGACAAGGUGCUGCUCAAGUACACGGAGUACAACGAGCCGCACGAGAGCCGCACCAACGCCGACAUCAUCGAGGCGCUGCACAAGAAGCACAGGGAAUGUGAGAGCCCUGAGGUGGACGAGGUGUUUGCUCUGACCCCCCAGACGGAAGAGAAAUAUAAAAAGAUAGACGAGGAGUUUGAUAAAAUGAUGCAGAGUUAUAGACUGGCCUCAGCUGUUCCGGCCCCCAACUUUGCCAUGCCCGUGACGGUGCCUGUGUCCAAUCAGAGCUCACUGCAGUUCAGCAAUCCCAGCGGCUCCCUGGUCACCCCGUCCCUGGUGACAUCAUCCCUCACGGACCCGCGGCUCCUGUCCCCCCAGCAGCCGGCACUACAGAGGAACAGUGUGUCUCCUGGCCUGCCCCAGCGGCCGGCGAGUGCAGGGGCCAUGCUGGGGGGAGACCUGAGCAGCGCCAACGGAGCCUGCCCCAGCCCCGUCGGGAACGGCUACGUCAGUGCUCGGGCUUCCCCUGGCCUCCUCCCUGUGGCCAAUGGCAACAGCCUCAACAAGGUCAUCCCUGCCAAGUCUCCGCCCCCACCUACCCACAGCGCCCAGCUUGGAGCCCCCAGCCGCAAGCCCGACCUCCGGGUCAUCACUUCCCAGGGAGGAAAGGGGCUCAUGCAUCACUUGAACAAUGCCCAGCGCCUCGGGGUCUCCCAGUCUACCCACUCGCUCACCACCCCAGUGGUUUCCGUGGCAACACCAAGUUUACUCAGCCAGGGCCUCCCCUUCUCUUCCAUGCCCACUGCCUACAACACAGAUUACCAGCUGACCAGUGCAGAGCUCUCCUCCUUACCAGCCUUCAGUUCGCCUGGGGGGCUGUCGCUAGGCAACGUCACCGCCUGGCAGCAGCCCCACCUGGUCCCCGUCUCUCUCAGCAACCUCAUCCCGGGCAGCCCCCUGCCCCACGUGGGUGCCGCCCUCACGGUCACCACCCACCCCCACAUCAGCAUCAAGUCGGAACCGGUGUCCCCAAGCCGGGAGCGCAGCCCUGCGCCUCCCCCUCCAGCUGUGUUCCCAGCCGCCCGCCCCGAGCCUGGCGACGGUCUCAGCAGCCCGGCUGGGGGAUCCUAUGAGACGGGGGACCGGGAUGACGGACGGGGGGACUUCGGGCCCACACUGGGCCUGCUGCGCCCGGCCGCAGAGCCCGAGGCCGAGGGCUCUGCCGUGAAGAGGAUGCGGCUCGAUACCUGGACAUUAAAGUGACGAUUCCCACUCCCCUCUCAGCCUCCCUGAUGAAGAGUUGACAAUCUCUCCGCCCGUGCCUCCCUGUCCUGGGCUCCUCCCGCUCGACCCCACUUCCUUCCUUGUGCUCCGUGUCCUGUUGACUUUUACAUUUGUGUAUAAUUAUUAUAUUAUUAUUAUUAUUAUUAUAUUUUUUUUAAUUUGGAUUCUCGCUUUGGAGAGGGAGGAUGCUGUCAUCCCCUCUUUCUACACCCCCCACCAUUUUCUCUGGCUGGGGGCCUCUCUUUUUUUUGCGGGGAGGGGGGGACACUUUGCACGUUGUACACAUAUGCUGCAGGAGGGGGGUGGGGGCCGACGGGCCGUGGGAAAGGACAGGCGCCGAGCCCUGCAUGUGGAGCCUCCACCCCAUCCCCCAGAGAGGGAAAUAACCAAAAAGCUACCAAACAACACAAAACCCAGACAGCAGACUGAAGCCCUGGUCGACUUGGCGGGUGGGUUUGUGUUUCAAGGGGACAGUGAGGCAGAGGGUCUGAAAGGGCCUCUGCUCUGGGCUGUUCACGUGGUUGUAGGCACGUGGUGGGGCAGCGACCCCAAGCCUGGCCCUCCAUGCCCCUGUGCACACACAGCCACCCUCACCAACUCUUGGGGUCUGCACCCCAAGGCGUGUGGGUGCUGGCUAAGCUUGGAGCCGGGAAGGCUGCCCAGGACUGUGUGGCUGGGAGCAGGGGCGGGGGUCCUCUCUGGAAGCACAUUUGGAGAGAGAGACAAAGCCAGGAGGAGAGGGCUGAGGAGGGCAGGAGGCUGGCAGGGGGGGUGGGCCCCUCGCCUUCCUAGCUCGUCUCCAGGAUAAACAGUGCAAUAGCUCCCUGGCCCUUGGCGGACUCGCUCUGGAAAGCUGGCCGCCGUGCAGGGAGAGCUGGGGAGAGGAACUCAAGCAAGGUGGCUUCCCUGGCGUGCCUGAGGGCCAGAACCCUUGCAGUACGGGCAAGCGUGGGGAGGGACUUCCUCUGCCUUGCCAGCACAGUUACCCAGAGGGACACGGGGCUGGCCUGUGGGCGUGGGCAGGAGGGCCACCUUCCCCAGCCCUCUGCAGCCCCUGCCCUCCUUCCUGCUCCUCGCCCACCACCUCCCUGCUCUUGGCUCCCUCACUGUCUCGCUACCUCCUGUCCCAUCGCCUCCAGGCCGCAUCCUACCUUCCCUCUUGGCUACUGUAAUUGUAAAUAGCAACCUUUGGAAAACGUUAGCGGUGUAACAGUCCAGGAAACUGUUUUUUUUGUUGUUGUUGUUGUAUUGAUAUGAAAUGAGAUUCUAUUUUUGUCAAAGUAUAUUGUAAUAAUAAUGACUCAAACGGCCCGUACUGUA